This is a messenger RNA of Benincasa hispida (wax gourd), 1421 nucleotides long. RefSeq names its product ribosome biogenesis protein BRX1 homolog 1-like. Gene Ontology annotation, molecular function: rRNA binding. Gene Ontology annotation, biological process: ribosomal large subunit assembly; rRNA processing. Gene Ontology annotation, cellular component: nucleolus. NCBI's taxonomy places the organism in Eukaryota, Viridiplantae, Streptophyta, Magnoliopsida, Cucurbitales, Cucurbitaceae. The record is from RefSeq and is a predicted model, not a curated record.
AUUUCUUUCUAAACCCUACUUAAAGUUCAUCCGCCAUCGCACGCAGCAUUCUGAGCUGCCGCAGUCCGUCUCCGGAAGAAGUAGCCGCUGCUCACUCCUUCACUCUCACACUCUCUCGCCUCUCCGAGUAACUCAUCUCUGUUGUUUUUCUCUCUCAGAAACUGAAACUGUGGUUAGGCCCUCUAACCCUCGCCGUGGGUGAGUUCGCGCCGCCGCUCAAUUUUCAGGUGUAGUAUUUCUGAAGGGGUGAUAUUCUCAAUGGUGAAGAAGAGAAAGCAUAGUGAGACUUUGCCAGCAGAAUCGGUCAAGAAGGAUGAUGCUGCCCUUGAGAGACCCAAGCGGACGCUCAUGGGUUGGAAAGACAAAGAAGUCUCAAAAGAGAGUGAUUCUGGUUCUGAUCAUGCUAUUUUUCGAAAUAAAGAGAAAGUUCUUGUUACUUGUUCCCGUCGAAUCAAUUUUAGGUAUCGACAUUUGAUGUUGAAUAUAGUAUCACUUUUGCCACAUUGUAAGAAGGAUAACAAGGUGGAGUCGAGGUCCAGCAAGGGUGCGACACUGAAUGAGCUAGUUGAGCUCAAGGGAUGUUCUUCCAGCCUAUUUUUUGAGUGUAGAAAACAUAAAGAUCUCUAUUUAUGGAUGGCAAAGUGUCCUAGUGGACCAUCUGUGAAGUUUUUAGUUAAUGCCGUGCAUACAAUGGAAGAAUUGAAGCUUACAGGGAACCACCUGAAAGGUUCUCGUCCAAUUUUGACAUUCUCAUCAAAUUUUGAUAAAGAUGUCCACUGGAAACUUCUGAAGGAAAUAAUUGUUCAGAUUUUUGGAACUCCGAAGGAGCAUCGGCAUUCUAAACCAUACCAUGAUCAUGUAUUUGUUUUCUCCAUUGUAGAUGACCAUAUAUGGUUCCGAAAUUACCAGAUAGCUGUUCCACAUAAUGAGUCAGAUAAAGUAGCUCGAGGAGGACUAGACAAAAUGACUCUCAUUGAGGUUGGCCCCCGAUUUUGUUUGAAUCCAAUCAAGAUAUUUGGUGGGAGUUUUGGAGGUCCAACCCUAUAUGAGAACCCCCUUUAUGUAUCACCAAACCAGAUUCGAGCGUUGGAGAAGAAACAGAAGGCUGGGAAAUACUCAAAGAAAGUUAAAGCGAAAACGAGGAGGAAGAUGCAUGAGUUAUCGAAUCCAUUGGAACCGGACGAGUUUGCCGACAUGUGGAAGGAAUAGAUCUUUCAAUGGACUUCAUUUUUGUCUAGAAUUAAUUACAUUUCCUUACCUACCAAGGAAAUGAGAAUUUGUUCUAUAAUACUAUUGUUAUCUAUAAGUGCAAAUUUUGGCCUUGUUAUUUAUUAAACCUCGAAUUCUUUUUCUGUAUGUUUAGUGUUUCUUAGAGUUAAAUACUUUAUAUAUAUGAUAAUACCAGGUAAAAUAUUAUCUCA